Messenger RNA from Sarcophilus harrisii (Tasmanian devil), 3664 nucleotides. RefSeq names its product transporter 2, ATP binding cassette subfamily B member (gene TAP2). Lineage: Eukaryota; Metazoa; Chordata; Mammalia; Dasyuromorphia; Dasyuridae. Gene Ontology annotation, molecular function: ATP hydrolysis activity; ABC-type oligopeptide transporter activity; ATP binding. Gene Ontology annotation, biological process: peptide transport; transmembrane transport; antigen processing and presentation of endogenous peptide antigen via MHC class I. The record is from RefSeq and is a predicted model, not a curated record. Gene Ontology annotation, cellular component: endoplasmic reticulum membrane; TAP complex. The coding region runs from base 617 to 2743 and encodes 708 amino acids. The transcript has 15 exons.
UCACAUUUUAGAAUGUAAGCCUGGACUUCCUGCCAAUGGGAGAAAAGAUCAGAAGGAGCUUCUGUAUUAGGGUCUAAAUAGGUAUAAAUCCUAUGUUUUGCAGCUUGUGCUUUGUAGUCCUAUACCAACACUACUGUCAUCAAGAGCUGCCCUUUCUCUGGAAAUUGCAUUGAUCUGAGAGGUAUAUGGAUCUAGUACUACAGGACGAGAGGGAAAGAUUUCUGAAACCAGAUUUUGGGCACCCCCUUCUGGAUCACGCAGAUCCGGGAAUCUCCGGCUUGAGCACUCAGUACUAGGAAGCGAAAGUGAAACCUCAGCUCUGGUGGGGACUGAGGCAGAAAGGAAACGGAUAAAGGAGACUGGGGACUCAGAGCAAUCCCUGGAGCCUAACGCUGCUCAGUAACCAGACUUUGCGGGGAGCUCCGCUUCAGCAGCAACCCGGAAUCCGUGCUGCAAGCAGAAGCAGCACCAAUCCCUAAGCCCCGGGAAAGUGGAAAGAGCUCUAGCGGUGGGAAACUCCCACCUGAACCCCCUGGCCUGCCCUGGACUCUCCGUGUGAUCGUGGGCAAGACGCUUCAUUUCUCUGAGCCUCGGUUACCGCAGAAACGACACCAACAUGCAGCUCUCUACUCUUGGGUCCUGGGCUCUUCUCCUCCUGACUGACCUGAUCCUGCUUUGGGUGUUGCAGAGACUUCUGGGAGUCCUAUUCCCUCCAGGGCUCCUUAGUCUCUGGCUGGAAGGAGCUUUUAGGAUGGGGGUCCUAUGGGAGUUGCUAAGUUUACUUGGGGGACUUGGGAAGGUGGGCAAACUACUGCCUGCCUUGUGUCUGAGCACCCCCUUGUUCCUAUCUCUGAGGGCUCUGGUUCCAGGAGUCUUGAGUGCUCCCCCUGUGCUCCUAGCCUCAGCACCCUGGGCCUGGAGGCUGAUAGCUUAUGGAGGAGGGGCUCUGGGCUGGGCUGUGUGGAAAGUGCUGAGUCCUUCUGAAGCCCCUCACUCAGCACAGGAGAAGGAGCAAGGCCCAGAGAACAAAGCCAUGAUGUGGAGGCUGCUGAGACUGUCCUGGCCUGACUUCCCCUUCCUUGUUGCUGCUUUCUUUUUCUUGGCUGCUGCAGUCAUAGGUGAGAUGUUCAUCCCCCACUACACGGGACGUGUGAUUGACAUCCUGGGCCAGGACUUUGACCCUGAUGCCUUUGCCACUGCCAUCUUCUUCAUGUGCCUCUUCUCCCUUGGAAGCUCAUUCUCUGCUGGCUGCCGAGGAGGCCUCUUCACCCUCAUCUUCUCCAGAAUCAACCUGCGUAUUCGGCGCCUCCUCUUUUCCUCCCUGCUACGCCAGGACCUCAGCUUCUUCCAGGAGACCAAGACAGGGGAGUUAAACUCUCGCCUGUCUUCGGACACCAAUUUGAUGAGCCGCUGGCUCCCCUUAAAUGCCAACGUGUUCCUUCGGAGCCUGGUAAAGGUCAUAGGACUGUAUGGCUUCAUGUUCAGUCUCUCGCCUCGACUGACUCUUCUCUCCCUGCUUGAGCUGCCCUUCUCAAUGGUUGCUGAGAAGGUCUACAAUGCCCGACAUCAGGAUGUGCUGCAGCAGAUCCAGGAUGCGAAGGCAGAGGCUGGACAGGUCGUGCGGGAGGCAGUGGGAAACCUGAAAACUGUGAGGAGUUUUGGAGCAGAGGGAGAUGAGGUUCAGCGCUAUGAGGAAGCCUUGGAGCACAAGCGCCAGCUGGAGUGGCGCCGAGACUGGGAGCGGGCAGCGUAUCUGCUCUUAGUGCGGGGACUUCAGCUGGGGAUGCAGGUGUUGAUGCUGCAAUGUGGGCUAAGGCAGAUUCUGGCAGGGGAGCUCACCAGGGGGGGCCUCCUCUCCUUCCUGCUCUAUCAGGGGGAUGUGGGGAGAUCUGUGCAGAAUCUGGUGUACAUCUGUGGGGACAUGAUGAGCAAUGUGGGCGCAGCGGAGAAAGUUUUCAGAUACCUGGAUCGUGAGCCACGCUUAGCUCCUCCUGGGACCCUGGCCCCUCCUCUUCAGGGCCUCGUGGAAUUCAAAGAUGUUUCCUUUGCCUAUCCUACCCACCCAACCAAGCCUGUCCUCCAGAGAGUGACAUUCACUUUGCACCCUGGGACGGUGACAGCCCUGGUAGGGCCCAAUGGAGCUGGGAAGAGUUCAGUGGCUGCAUUGCUACAGAAUCUUUAUCAGCCCACAGAGGGCCAGGUGCUGUUGGAUGGGGAACCCUUGUUCCGAUACCAGCACCAGUAUUUGCACUCACAGGUGUCUGUGGUUGGUCAGGAGCCUGUGCUGUUCUCAGGGUCUGUGAGGGACAACAUUGCCUAUGGCCUGGAUAGCUGUGAGGAUGAUGAGGUGAGGGCCGCUGCCAGGGCAGCCUGUGCUGAUGGAUUCAUCGCCAAUAUGGAACAUGGACUGGAUACAGCUGUGGGGGAAAAGGGAAGCCAGGUGUCUGCAGGACAGAAGCAAUGUCUGGCCAUUGCUCGGGCCCUGGUGCGGAAUCCCCGUGUCCUCAUCUUGGAUGAGGCCACUAGUGCCCUGGACAUGGAGUGUGAGCAGGAGCUUCAGGAGAAGAUGCUGCAGGGAGGUCGGACAGUGCUGGUGAUUGCACAUCGGCUGCAGACGGUGCAGGCUGCUGACCACAUCCUGGUGCUGGAUCAAGGGCAGGUGGUGGAGCAGGGGACCCACACUGGGCUCAUGGCUCAGAGAGGUCUCUAUCAUCGCCUGGUACAGCGACAUCUUGAAACCUGAUUCCCUGGAAAAAGUGUGUGUGUGUGUGUGUGUGUGUGUGUGUGUGUGUGUGUGUGUGUGUGUGUGUUAUAUGGAGUUUGAAUUUGGGUUUGUGUCAAGUUAUCAGAUUCAAGGCAAUCCUUGCUCUGAGUAUCACUAGUUUUUCCUGUGUAGGAGCCACUGCAUCUAGGGAGAUAAUGGGAUCUUGGAAAGGAGCUAUCCCUGAGCUAUCCCUUUCAAGACACUUUGUUGCUUUCCUGCUACUGUUCUGAAUCCUGUAUACUUGUGAAUAUCAGUCAAUAAAUUAAUUUUUUAAGGAUGAACAUAAUGGUGAGGAAGAGAGAACUAAUUUGAUGUCUUUUUUGUUGGGCUCUAUACACUUUUGGAGAGGUCAGAGCUGGUCUUGCUUGAACUUAGCUGUUUUUAUUCUAGGUCCUCAGGGCCACUUCAGGAUAAGUUCCUGCAAGCUUUUAGUUAUUUCCAUGUGGGCUUAUCCAGAUCAAAAAUUGUUGUUGCCCUUGAACUUAGCAGUGCAAUUUCCUGACAUGGAAUUGAAUCUUAGCCCUAUAGACAAAAUACAAUUAGAGAAAUAAAAAUGCAAGAACUUCUUGGAAGUGAACCUAGUAGCAGCAGAUCUCAAACUAUACUACAAAUCUGUAAUAAUCAAAAAUGAAUUUAUAAUCUCAUUUAAAAUAAUUGUAGACAAUAAAAAAUUUUGGGGAGUCUACCUGCCUAAACUGUUUGAUCCAGCAGGAAAUCAUAAAAGAGGGAAAAGGACCCAUAUGUGCAAAAAUGUCUGUAGCAGCUCUUUUUGUAGUGGGAAAUAACUGGAAAUUGGGAGGAUACCCAUUAGUUGGGGAAUGACAGAAUAAGUUCUAGUAUAUGAAUAAAAUGAAAUGUUAUUGCUCUAUAAGAAAUAAGGAGGAGGAUGAUUUCAGGAUA